GAGAGAGUGUGUCUGUGUGAGGUAACGAUGGUGUCGCUGAAACUUCAGAAGCGGCUCGCCUCUAGCGUCCUCAAGUGUGGUCGUGGCAAGGUUUGGCUUGACCCUAAUGAGGUCAAUGAAAUUUCCAUGGCCAAUUCUCGCCAAAACAUCAGAAAGUUGGUUAAGGAUGGAUUUAUCAUCAGGAAGCCAACUAAGAUUCACUCCCGCUCUCGUGCUAGGCGUAUGAAGGAGGCCAAGAGGAAGGGACGUCAUUCUGGAUAUGGUAAGCGCAAGGGAACAAGAGAGGCAAGACUUCCCACCAAAAUCCUUUGGAUGAGGAGGAUGCGUGUCCUUAGGAGGUUGCUCCGCAAGUACAGAGAAGCAAAGAAGAUUGACAAACAUAUGUACCAUGAUAUGUACAUGAAGGUUAAGGGUAAUGUCUUCAAGAACAAGAGAGUCCUAAUGGAGAGUAUUCACAAGUCUAAGGCUGAGAAGGCAAGAGAGAAGACAUUAUCUGAUCAGUUUGAAGCCAAGAGGGCAAAGAAUAAGGCUAGCAGGGAAAGGAAAUUUGCCAGGAGAGAAGAACGCUUUGCUCAAGGUCCCGGUGAGAAGCCUGCCCCAGCUCCAGCUGUAGCUGCAACCCAACCAGCCCAAGCACCAAAGAAGUCCAAGAAGUAAAUCAUUUAUUCAGAGGUCUGAGUAUUUCAUUUUAGAGUGUUAGUUUUAUUUGAGUUGUAUAAGUACCCUUUGUAUUUGGAUUAUUUUUUGUUUCCAUUUUUGGUAUGGAGAUGAAUUUUGUCAAGAAAUACUACUGUUAUUUUAUGAUCCAGUUAUGAAGUUCGUUUUCUCCAUUCUAUUCUUA
Messenger RNA from Cicer arietinum (chickpea), 841 nucleotides. Its product is annotated as large ribosomal subunit protein eL19z-like. Gene Ontology annotation, cellular component: ribosome; cytosolic large ribosomal subunit. Gene Ontology annotation, biological process: translation. Lineage: Eukaryota; Viridiplantae; Streptophyta; Magnoliopsida; Fabales; Fabaceae. Gene Ontology annotation, molecular function: structural constituent of ribosome; RNA binding. The record is from RefSeq and is a predicted model, not a curated record.